This is a messenger RNA of Hibiscus syriacus, 585 nucleotides long. Its product is annotated as 2-Cys peroxiredoxin BAS1-like, chloroplastic. Gene Ontology annotation, biological process: cellular response to stress; cell redox homeostasis; response to oxidative stress. Gene Ontology annotation, molecular function: thioredoxin peroxidase activity. NCBI's taxonomy places the organism in Eukaryota, Viridiplantae, Streptophyta, Magnoliopsida, Malvales, Malvaceae. The record is from RefSeq and is a predicted model, not a curated record.
AUGCCCUCCAAUAUAAAACCCGAUACUGCUCCCGAUUUCGAGGCAGAGGCUGUCUUCGAUCCAGAGUUCAUCAAGGUCAAGCUCUCUGAAUACAUUGGGAAGAAAUAUAUGAUUCUCUUCUUCUACCCACUGGAUUUCACAUUUGUUUGUCCCACAGAGAUUACUCCUUUUAGUGACCGUUAUGAAGAAUUUGAGAAGUUAAACACAGAAAUACUAGGUGUUUCUAUUGACAGUGUUUUCUCUCACCUUGCCUGGGUUCAAACAGAGUCUGGUGGUCUUGGUGAUUUGAUACCACUUAUAUCUGAUGUCACCAAGUCAAUUUCAAAAUCUUAUAGAGUGCUGAUUCAUGAUCAGGGAAUUGCCUUGAGAGGACUUUUCAUUAUAGAUAAGGAGGGGGUUAUCCAGCACUCUACUAUUAACAACCUUGCAAUUGGGCGAAGUGUCGAUGAAACAAUGCGGACACUCCAGGCCUUACUGUACGUGCAGGAAAAUCCAGACGAAGUUUGCCCAGCUGGGUGGAAGCCUGGGGAGAAAUCCAUGAAACCAGACCCAAAACUCAGCAAAGAUUACUUCGCAGCAAUUUGA